CACACACAACCCUAGCUUCCAAUUAUCUUCACUUCAAAGACACAAUAACGCUCGCACUCUUCUCUGUCUCCAACGCCUCUCCUCUCUCUCUCUCUCUCUCUUCCAUGGUCUCAAUCUUCCUAUCAUGCCUUCCCUUCCAAAGUUCCACUUCUCCCUCUCAAGUGAUCUCAGAUUUAUUGGGCUAUUCAUCUCCAAGAAUUCCUCAAAUCGCAACAGCGACAGCGACACCAGCAACCACAGCAACGGCAUUAAUGAUGACAACCCUAUCUCCAACUCCGUCGAAUGUUACGCUUGCACCCAAGUCGGCGUGCCGGUCUUCCACUCCACCAGCUGCGACCACGCCCACCAACCCGAGUGGGAGGCCUCGGCUGGCUCUUACCUAGUCCCCAUCAAGAACCGCCCUGACCGCAAGAAACAGACGCAGGGACCAGGCCCACGGCGCCCUCCAUCGGGGCCGUUCGGGCGCGUGCUGGACCCGCGAAGCAAGCGCGUGCAGCGGUGGAACCGAGCGUUCCUGCUUGCACGUGGGAUGGCCCUGGCGGUGGACCCGCUGUUCUUCUAUGCGCUGUCGAUCGGGAGGGGUGGCGCGCCAUGCCUCUACAUGGACGGCGGGCUGGCAGCGAUAGUGACGGUGCUCAGAACUUGCGUGGACGCCGUCCAUCUAUGCCACCUCUGGCUCCAGUUUCGGCUGGCGUACGUGUCGAGAGAGUCGCUGGUGGUAGGGUGCGGGAAACUGGUGUGGGACGCACGUGCGAUCGCAUCUCACUACGUGCGGUCCCUAAAGGGCUUCUGGUUCGACGCAUUCGUCAUCCUCCCAGUUCCUCAGGCUGUAUUUUGGUUAGUAGUACCGAAACUGAUAAGAGAGGAGAAGAUUAAAGUGAUAAUGACAAUACUUCUACUCAUUUUCUUGUUCCAAUUCCUCCCAAAGGUCUACCACAGUAUUUAUUUGAUGAGAAAAAUGCAGAAAGUCACAGGCUACAUCUUUGGCACCAUUUGGUGGGGUUUUGGCCUUAAUCUCAUUGCCUAUUUCAUUGCCUCUCACGUUGCUGGAGGAUGCUGGUAUGUCCUGGCAAUACAACGUGUAGCAUCAUGCCUCCGACAGCAGUGUGACAGAAGUGACAACUGCAAUCUCUCUUUGUCUUGCUCCGAGGAGGUUUGUUACCAGUUUCUGUUGCCGACAGGUACACUAGGAAAUCCAUGUGGUGGUAACUCGACAACGAUGGUCAGAAAGCCAUUGUGCUUAGAUGUUAAUGGCCCUUACAAUUAUGGGAUCUACCAGUGGGCUCUUCCAGUCAUUUCUAGCAAUUCUGUCGCUGUUAAGAUCCUUUAUCCAAUAUUUUGGGGCUUGAUGACCCUCAGCACGUUCGGCAACGAUCUUGAGCCUACAAGUCACUGGCUGGAAGUGAUUUUCAGCAUAAUCAUUGUGCUUAGCGGGCUGAUGCUUUUCACUUUGUUGAUAGGGAAUAUCCAGGUAUUCUUGCAUGCCGUCAUGGCAAAGAAGAGAAAAAUGCAACUGAGAUGUCGGGACAUGGAAUGGUGGAUGAGUCGGAGACAGUUACCCUCUCGUUUGAGAUCAAGAGUUCGCCAUUUCGAACGUCAGAAAUGGGCCACCAUGGGAGGUGAAGACGAGAUGGAAAUGAUCAAAGCCCUUCCCCAAGGCCUUCGAAGAGACAUCAAGCGCUAUCUUUGCCUAGACCUCAUAAAGAAGGUUCCUCUAUUCCACAACUUGGAUGAUCUCAUUCUUGACAACAUCUGUGAUCGGGUCAAGCCUCUUGUAUUCUCUAAAGAUGAAAAGAUAAUCAGAGAAGGAGAUCCUGUUUUAAGGAUAAUGUUCAUCGUUCGUGGACGUGUAAAACGCAGCCAAAGCCUAAGCAAAGGCAUGGUAGCAACGAGUAUACUUGAACCUGGAGGCUUUUUGGGGGAUGAGCUCCUCUCCUAUUGCCUUCGCCGCCCAUUUAUCGACAGGCUUCCUGCCUCAUCUGCAACAUUCAUUUGCAUUGAACCUACAGAAGCAUUUGGCCUUGAUGCUGAACAUCUUAGAUAUAUUACAGAUCAUUUCCGCUACAAAUUUGCCAAUGAACGACUCAAACGAACAGCAAGAUAUUAUUCAUCAAAUUGGCGGACAUGGGCUGCUGUUAUUCUGCAGUUAGCUUGGCGCCGGUACAGGAAGAGGACGAGGGGUCCGGUGAUUCCUGCCACCACUAUAAAUGAAGGCAGUGAGCGUAGGCUUCUGCAGUAUGCUGCAAUGUUCAUGUCAAUAAGGCCCCACGACCAUCUAGAAUAAAUUCGUGUCUGUAAUAAUUCUUAUUUCUUUUACCUUUUUUUUUGGGUUCGUCGGCCCCUCCUAUGACAUGUCAAUAAAAAUCUUGUUUGUGUCAAGCAUGGCAAUCGCGUUGAAUGUAAAAAAAUCAGAGUUAGACAAUUACUUCUUCCUCUUAA
Molecule: messenger RNA, 2439 nt
Organism: Juglans microcarpa x Juglans regia
Lineage: Eukaryota; Viridiplantae; Streptophyta; Magnoliopsida; Fagales; Juglandaceae
Product: cyclic nucleotide-gated ion channel 2
Exons: 8
Coding region: 125-2284 (719 amino acids)
Source: RefSeq, a predicted model, not a curated record